AUGUACGGCCCGUUUGCAUCAAAAAUAUUAGACUCUUCAUUUAAGGCUCUAAUUGCAUUCAGCCGAAACCAAACAUCACUACCCUCAAGUCGAUAUUGGAUAAGACGAACCAUGUCAAGUACUAGUACCAACCAAGAAUCUCUUCCUCCAAUUUACAAAUGGGCAUCAACGGAUGGCGAAUUCAGAAGAGCACCGACUAGCUUCCGUAAUGUUAUUGAAAAGGAUGCCAAUUCAGGAGCACAAUUUGUUGCAGAGAAGGAUAGAUAUCAUCUGUAUAUCAGCUGGGCUUGCCCAUGGGCUCAUAGAACAGUACUUGUCCGCGCCCUCAAGGGUUUGGAUGACGUAAUUGGUCUCAGUGUAGUAGAUCAUCACCUGGGACCUAAAGGUUGGAAGUUUUCCACACCCGAGGAAUGUCCGGGUGCUAUCCCGGACACCGCUAACAACAAGGCGUAUCUUUCAGAGCUUUAUUAUAUGGCUUGGCCUGAAUAUAAAGGACGGUUCACGGUACCUGUAUUAUGGGAUAAGAAACUUGGAACUAUUGUGAAUAACGAAUCAUCAGAGAUUAUUCGCAUAUUCAACACGACAUUCGACGACUUUGUACCCGAACACGCGAAAGGCUUGACUUUCUACCCAGAAAACCUAAAAUCUGAAAUUGAUAGUAUCAAUGAGUGGGUUUACGAUUCAGUGAAUAAUGGCGUAUACAAAUCUGGAUUUGCUACUACUCAAGAAGCGUACGAGAAGAACGUAGCGCCGUUGUUUGAAUCUUUAGAUAGGUUGGAGAAGAUAUUUUCAGAGCAUGAGUUCCUAGUUGGGAAUACUUUCACCGAAGCAGAUAUUAGACUCUGGACUACUAUCAUCAGAUUCGACCCUGUAUAUCAUGGACACUUCAAGUGUAAUGCGAAAUCAAUUGAAAAGGACUAUCCUCAUAUUCUCAGAUGGGCCAGGCGUAUCUAUCAAAUGCCAAAGGUUGCGCAGACUGUAAACAUGCACCAUAUUAAGCAUCAUUACUAUGGGAGCCAAAAAAACAUUAAUCCCACGGGCAUCGUUCCUGUCGGUAACGGACCAGAUCUCUCCAAACCAAUCAUUCUUUAA
Paraglomus brasilianum is the source of this 1092-nucleotide messenger RNA. Lineage: Eukaryota; Fungi; Glomeromycota; Glomeromycetes; Paraglomerales; Paraglomeraceae. The record is from the annotation of a GenBank genome assembly.